Molecule: messenger RNA, 1127 nt
Organism: Centruroides sculpturatus (bark scorpion)
Lineage: Eukaryota; Metazoa; Arthropoda; Arachnida; Scorpiones; Buthidae
Exons: 6
Source: RefSeq, a predicted model, not a curated record
GUAACAUUACUCAGAAGAAAUGCUGGAAGAGGACGACUUAUGUGGAUCAUAUGCGAAUCUGUGCAUGUUCACAAUGUUUUGAAGUUGUACAAUUGCUAUUUUGAUCCUUAUGACUGUCAAUCUUACUUUUUAAAAAAAAUUAUCGAAACUCUCUUCGAUUAUGCCGGAUAUUUAUCAUAUUGUUCUGUUACUGACCAAAUAUUGCAUUACAUGAAACUGCUCAGUUUGUUCCAGAUCGGUUCUCCUCUAAAGAUCACAGAUUACUGCAAUUUUUUGAAAGAGGAGGAAACGAAGCUACAAAGACCGCGUGAUUUAGCAAUGAUAGUUAUGAAUUGUUGGUCAAUGAUGGAUAAUAUUGGAGUACAAAUAGGACUUCUGCCAGAAUUGGAUAAUAUGCUUCAUUCUUUACAUAAACUGGAUGUCUGGAUUCACGAAGUACUCAACAGUAAUUAUUCAUCAGAAUUAGAAUCUGUGGACAUGUUUAUCUCCAAUUGGAUGAAAAUAAGUGAUUCUUUUCGAGAAGAACAGAGUAUCUGUAAGUCCAGUCCACUAGAACUGAUAACGUUGCCCGUAGAAAGAUUUUCUUUAAUAACUAUCUUAAAUAAACAAUAUGCUAAAUCGUUCAUAUAUGCUCUGAAACUAUUGGUGCACUAUGUUCAGACUUCAGAACAGAAAACUUUAAUUUCAAUAAACUUGACAAAUUUGAUGGUUCAACAAUUGGCAUGGUCAUACAAAACUUUGGAAGGUUCUUUUGAAAUCAUUAAAAAUGAUAAAACCUCAAAAGAAUUUGUUUCCAAAUUGGAAAAAUGUCAUUCAUUAUUAAAAAGUGAAGUUUCGUUCGCAAGAAUUCCAUUAUUGCAAUUAAUUAUAUUAACUGAUCCAGUUGCAGAUACUGAUAAGCAAAAUCUGAUGUUUUGGGAACUUCAACAAAGUUUCAUGGAUAAGUUAAUCGGUAUUGUGCGAACGGAAGAAAAGGGAGAUUACACAAAAGCGAAAGUUCAAAUUUAUGAUAUUUUGAAACAAAUUUUUAGAUGUACUCGAUAUCUCGAGAAAAAUAGAAAAGAUUUUCCACUGCUAUUCAAUGCUCGUUCACUAUUCAAUUAAUGUAUCAAUAUGACGUAAUAAAU